Messenger RNA from Arabidopsis thaliana (thale cress), 1248 nucleotides. It is a transcript of the gene MYB42, whose product is annotated as myb domain protein 42. NCBI's taxonomy places the organism in Eukaryota, Viridiplantae, Streptophyta, Magnoliopsida, Brassicales, Brassicaceae. The transcript has 2 exons. The record is from RefSeq and is marked reviewed. Gene Ontology annotation, cellular component: nucleus. Gene Ontology annotation, biological process: regulation of DNA-templated transcription; carboxylic acid biosynthetic process; DNA-templated transcription. Gene Ontology annotation, molecular function: transcription cis-regulatory region binding; DNA binding. Bases 157 to 1017 code for a protein of 286 amino acids.
UUGGGUUAUAUAUAGGUGGGUGAGCUUAGGUGCUUAUAGGCUUUUGACAGAAAUCUUCUAAUUGGUAUAUACUUUCUACUUUCAAAAUAUUUAAGGUCUCAUCUCUCUCUCUCAAAUUAACACACAAAACAUAUAUAAACAGUCAAAUAUAAAUUAAUGGGAAGGCAGCCAUGUUGUGACAAGCUCAUGGUGAAGAAGGGGCCGUGGACGGCGGAGGAAGACAAGAAACUGAUAAACUUUAUCUUGACCAACGGCCACUGUUGCUGGAGGGCUUUGCCGAAGCUGGCCGGUCUCCGUCGCUGUGGGAAGAGCUGCCGUCUACGGUGGACCAAUUAUCUCCGACCUGACUUGAAGAGAGGUCUUCUCUCCGACGCCGAGGAACAGCUUGUCAUCGACCUUCAUGCUCUUCUCGGCAACAGAUGGUCCAAGAUCGCUGCAAGAUUACCAGGAAGAACAGACAACGAAAUAAAAAAUCAUUGGAAUACUCAUAUCAAGAAGAAGCUCCUUAAGAUGGAAAUCGAUCCUUCGACCCAUCAACCUUUAAACAAAGUAUUUACCGAUACAAACUUAGUCGAUAAAUCUGAAACUUCAUCGAAAGCCGACAAUGUAAAUGAUAAUAAAAUCGUAGAGAUCGAUGGGACAACGACAAAUACAAUAGAUGAUAGCAUUAUCACUCAUCAAAAUAGUUCAAAUGAUGAUUAUGAAUUACUUGGUGAUAUAAUUCAUAAUUAUGGAGAUUUAUUUAAUAUUCUAUGGACCAACGAUGAACCUCCUCUAGUCGAUGAUGCAUCAUGGAGCAAUCAUAACGUUGGUAUUGGAGGAACAGCUGCAGUUGCAGCCUCAGACAAGAACAACACUGCUGCCGAGGAAGAUUUCCCGGAAAGAUCAUUUGAAAAACAGAACGGCGAAAGUUGGAUGUUCUUGGAUUAUUGCCAAGAAUUUGGUGUUGAAGAUUUUGGGUUCGAGUGUUACCAUGGUUUUGGUCAAAGCUCCAUGAAGACGGGUCACAAGGACUAGCAUUUGCAAGAAUACAUAACAUAUAUACCGAUAUACUACAUAAUAUGUGUAUAUAAUUUAUACGUACGCAUCAUAAAAGUAAUGUAAGAAAAAUCAUGUAAAGCAGUAAAGAAGCACCAUGGUUUUUUCAAAGUCUAAUAUUAGGGGAACAGAAAAAGGAUCACUAGGAGUUAUAGUAAGAGUUAUUGACUUAUUUCCCUAUCUUUUAUGUCUGUUUCCUGCAUUUAUUUC